ACAGUAUCUUUACUACUUUCCUCUCUCUAUGGUAUAAUAUUCAGACCUAUCUCAUUACUGUUCAACUUAAUAUAGUUUCUUCAUACUCCUAUUUUUAUAGUUCUUCUUUAAUUUGGUCUCAAAUUAUCAGAAGCAAAUAGAAUCCAUUUUAUUGUAGCAAAUAAACGACACGUAAUCGUAAAGGCUGUGGCGUGCUGGUAUUGAUCUUUGUUUAGACUUGACGAAUCAGCUGUAGCCACGAAGCAUCAUGAAAUUUUAUCAAGUGUCAACGCGUUUAAAACUGCCGGUUUUGUUGAUAUUAAAAUCACAAUUCAAUAAUCUUAUCUGAUUUGAUCGCCGAAUUUUAUCUCAGAUAUAAUUCUACAUUCAAUCAGUGAACAUUCAUGUUCUUACAAUGAUAUAUUUCAACUGUGUUCUACUGUUGUUGGGCAUAUCCGCCAUUGGUGUACAUUCAGAAAAAGGUUGCAUAGCACUUGACACAGUAUCUUUUGACAAGAUCUUAUCGAAAUUCAAAGCAGUCCUGGUGAAGUUUGAUGCGGUUUUCCCAUAUGGAUCGAAGCAGGAGGCCUAUGAAUCCGUCUGUUCAGCAAGUAGAGUUAUAACUGAACUAUUGGUCACCGAAGUUUCUGUCAAAGACUACGGUGACAAGGAGAACUUGGAUCUGGCGCAAAAAUUCGGAGUGCACAAGAAUGAUUAUCCGGUUGUGAAGUUGUUCAUCAACGGACAGGAAGCUCACACGUUCAGAGUGAAAGACGACAGGGAGUUCAACGAGAAAAACUUGAAAAACUUUAUUCGGGCAAAAUCAGGUGUCUACAUUGGACUUGACGGAUGCUACGAAGAUUUCGACAACUUAGCGUUGAAUUUCACCGUAUCUACCACUAAAGAGGAGAAGCAAAAAUAUCUGGAAAAAGCUGAAUUUAUUCUGAGAAGUACGAACAGUCUACAUAAGCAGAAAGCUGGUGAAAUGUAUGUGAAAUACAUGAAAAAGUCACUGCUGGAGGGGGAUAAGUUCAUAAACCAAGAGGAGAAUAGAAUCAAGACAAUUACGGAGCAGGGGAAAAUUCAUAUAACGAAGAGAAGAGAGUUUGAUCAUAAAAUUAAUAUUUUGAAUUCGUUCAAGAUUAAGGAUGAGUUAUAACCGGGGAGAUUAAAAAUGUGUGGUGAUUCUGAGUGCGGUAAUAAAGGGAGGUGAUAUGCAGAUUUCAUAAAAAUGACUCAAGACUAUUAAUCAGAUCUUGGUUCAACAAAUUUUGAUGGCCGAUAAUCAGACUUCUUGGUCACAAUAAUAAUUAAAUAAGCUCAAACUAUAUAUCAUCUAGUAAAUCACAUUAUUAUAAUAGGCUAUAUGAUAAAGUCAACUGUGCUUUUAGAAUUAAGUUUGUUUUUCGGUAAUUCUUCAAAAUUAUAUUUUUAAUAUGUGAAUAUUUCCUAUUUUAGUUAUAAUAAUGUAAAAUAUUUCAACUAUGUUUAGUUUUGAAGCAUCUAUAUUUGAAAAUCUACUUUGUAAAAAUACUUGAGGACUGAAAAUUUUGUGAAUUGAAGAACUACAAGACUUAACCUACCUAUUUCGAACUAUGUGUUAUCUAAAUUUGGGAGAGGAAUAGCACAAGGUUACCUUAUUUUUCCUCUCCCUAUCAUUUUGGUAAUAUACUUAUUGUAUAAAUGAAUAAAAAAUAAUUUGAUUUUUGGAUAAAUAUGAACACAAAUAAAUGCAUGCUGCAGCUGCUACUUUCAUAUGGACUGUUUCAAACAUUUUUCUGUAAGCCUUCAAAUUUAUAAAAAUUUCAAUAUACAAGAAACUAAAGAACUAUCCCAUAACAUUCAUAUUAAGAUAUUGAAAUUUAAAAAAAGUUCGUUGCAUGAAUGGGCACGUAAUAUAAAAUUAAACGUGUAAACCUUUUCGUGGGACACCCUAUAUAUAAGCGUAUGGUGUCGCAGUGGUUUAAGGGUAAAUAAUUAAAUAUGCAUGUACUUACACAUGCACACAAAUAUGCAGCAAUCUAAAGGACUUGUCAGAAUAAAAAAGAUAUGCUUUUGGCGUAGGGGUUGGCGAUCCCAUCGCCCAGUUGCUAAUGCAACUGCAAUCAGCCUCUCCAAAGCCCUUCUUCCCACUCCCCUCUUAGUCUUCUCAUUGCUUUGGAGCUUUCAACUUCUAGAAUGGCACUUCUCCAUUUACUAAGCUUUGUGCCAUUCUUUACUUUUCUCUAUACUUUUGGCCUCCCUUGGUCGAAACUCUUAUUUCCAUUUCCAGACUCUUAUUUCCAUUUCCAAACUCUUAUUUCCAUUUCCAAACUCUUAUUUCCAUUUCCAAACUCUUAUUUCCAUUUCCAAACUCUUAUUUCCAUUUCUAAACUCUUAUUUCCAUUUCUAAACUCUUAUUUCCAUUUCCAAACUCAUUUUUCCUUUUGGCGUAGGGGUUGGCGAUCCCAUCGCCCAGUUGCUAAUGCAAUUGCAAUCAGCCUCUCCAAAGCCCUUCUUCCCAGUCUCACAUCAGUUUCCCAUCUGCCAUUUUCUACUUUUCUCUAAACUCUUUGUCACUCUUGGUUACACUUUUUUUCAUUUUCCUCUCCUCUUCCGGUUUGAUGGACUUGCUGUGUGUUCUCCGAACCAUCCACUAAUGGCAAGGCGUGGUUGGUCAGCGACCAGUACUUGGGAAACCUGAUGAUGAGUCAAUUGGUAGACGGGAAAGGAUUGGCACAAGAGGAAUGGAUGAACGCUUUUCUGCGCGCAUGACGAAUCUUGAUGCUUCAUUUGAACUCAAUAAUCUCGACGCAAAAGGUAGGACUACUGAACUAUUUACAUACAAACAAUCAAUAAAUUAUACAUAAAAUACGUUUUUCUAAUUAUUAAUUAUAUAUUUUAAUGUUAAAUAAAUAAUUAAUGUUAUUUAUAGUCAUUAUUUAUUUAUAUGAAAAUAUAUAAAUAAUAAAUUAAAAUUUUAUAAUAAUUCAAUUGAUUCUAUAAUAACUCAAUGACAGCAUCAAAAUACACAUACAGAGACUUUUUGCUCAACCAUGAUGACGGGAGGGUAGAGGAGUUGCGUUCAUCCUGUAUCUCGAGGUCUGUCAGGAAUGAUGGAAAAUGAAACAUCAUCAGCGCGCAGAAAUCAAGCGUACCUCCAUUUCUCUUGUGCCAAUCCUUUUCCGUCUACCACUUGAAUCAUCAUCAGGUUUCCCAAGUACUGGUCGCUGACCAACCACGCCUUGCCAUUAGUGGAUAGUUCGGAGCACACACAGCAGGUCGGUCAAACCGGAAGAGGAGAGGAAAAUGAAAAAAAGUGUAUCUUCCAGGUACAGGAUGAAGGCUACUCCUCUAUCCUCCCGUCAUCGUGAUUGAGCAAAAAGUCUCUGUAUGUGUAUUUUGAGGCUGUCAUGGAGACCUGGCCCUCCAUUCUUAUAUCAAAUAGUACUUCAGCCAACAAUCUUAUUUGACGUUCGAAAAUCAAUUGAUUGUUUGUAUGUAAACAGUUAAGUAGCCCUUUCUUUCGUGUCGAGAUUAUUGAGUUUGGCUACCAGAUUUGCAAUCACUAAGGGCCUCCAGUGGGUUUUCGACCGACAGAACUUGAAGGGAUCCGAAAUUUUUCAUCCCUUCUAGUUUUGAGACUAGAAACUAGAAGAGAUCAGAAAUGUUGGUUCCCUUCAAGUUUUAUCGGUCGAGAAAUCAGUGUCUAAAAAACUCAGCAAUUAAAAGCAGUGAGCAGCAGAGAAUCAUACUCUACAAACUAGAAGAGAUCAAAAUUUUGGUUGAUUGUCUGCUGCUUACUGCUUUUGAUUGCUGUGUUUUUUAGAAUAAAAUCUAAAACACAGUAUUGUUUUAAAAUUAUAAAAACUUUUCUGAGCACAAAGUCUUGAUUUGGUUUGGUGCAAAUAUGAAAGCACUUUUAGUGUGGUUAGGGUUUUUUUUGUUGUUGUUGUUUGUAUUGAAACUAUGUAUGGGUACAUAACAUUUGUAUUUUGCAGUUUAAUAUUGUUGUGAACAUUCUUAUAAGAUAUAGGAUAUCCUAGUAAAUCGUAUAUUUAAUAGAAUGAUAUCCUGGAAAAAGUGUUUAUUAUUAUAAAUUGACGAAAAAACUUCACAGAGCACAAAGUCUUGAUUUGGGUUGGUGCAAAUAUGAAAACAUUUUUAAUGUGGUUAGGGUGUUUUUUUGUUGUUGUUUGUAUUAAAACUAUGUAUGAGUACAUAAGAUUUGUAGUUUAAUAUUGUUGUGAAUAAUAUAAUAUUAUUGUGGAAAUAUAAAAUGUAUGAUACAUAUAAUACAUAUAUGUGAUAUAUAAUAUAGUUGUGAACAUUCUAAUAAGAUAUAGGAUAUCCUAGUAAAUCGUAUAUCUAAUAGAAUGAUAUCCUAGAAAAAAUUUUUAUUUUUAUGAAUCGUCGAAAAUAAAAUGUAUUACAAAAGUUGAAAUGAUAAGGCUGUAAUUUGUUAAAAGCAAUGUUUAAAAUAUUGUACAUUGAGAAUAUUAUUGAAUAAAAUAGAAUUGAAAUAA
Messenger RNA from Nilaparvata lugens (brown planthopper), 4484 nucleotides. It is a transcript of the gene wbl, whose product is annotated as endoplasmic reticulum resident protein 29. Lineage: Eukaryota; Metazoa; Arthropoda; Insecta; Hemiptera; Delphacidae. The record is from RefSeq and is a predicted model, not a curated record. The transcript is spliced from 2 exons. Gene Ontology annotation, biological process: protein secretion. The coding region runs from base 395 to 1138 and encodes 247 amino acids. Gene Ontology annotation, cellular component: endoplasmic reticulum lumen; endoplasmic reticulum.